AUGCCAUCACUAGGAGCUCCGUUCUACUCGUCCAACGCCGCGACCGCUCAUAACCAGAGCCUCCCCACGCUCCCUGGCUUGACCGCACAGCCUCCACAUUCAUCACCCCAUCAGUCUGCUCAAAGGCCAGCGACGUCCGAAGCCGGCCCUGGCGCGCAAACUCACCAGGGUCCUCAAGGCCCAUCAUAUCCGCUGCCCGGCAUCUCACAAACUCUCCAACAGCAACAACCACACAUGGCGUCAUCAGAGCAGGCAAACGCCGACAGGGAGCGAGAAUUGCGUGAGCGCGAGCAACGGGAACGUGAUAUCAUGGAGUCGCACCUGGUACAACAGCACGCCCAGCAGCAGCAGCAGCAGCAGCAGCAGCAGCAGCAAGAAGAGCACAUCAAGCGCGAAGCAGAACAGCGCGACAGGGAACAUCACGAGCGGCAACAGCGCGAACAGGCUGCUCACCAGAACCAUUCCGGGCCUAUUCAGAUCCACCAGCCAGUCGCCGUGGCUCCAUCGACACGCACGAUACAUGGGCCGAACGGGCUGCUUGGGCAAGCAGGGCCGUUGGCUGGGCCAAAUCCUCUAGGCGCGCCCAUGGGGAAUGCGCCCGCCGCUGGACCUAUGUACGCAAACGCGCCCGCUCAGCACGAACAGAACACGCCGCGAAUGCAGCAUGCUGCGCCGCCACCACCGGCCCAGCCUCAGAUGUUGAUGCCGUUCAAUGCUCCGGCAGUAACCAUGGGAAUGGGUCAGGGCCAGCAGCCGAUCCUCAACGACGCAUUGAGCUAUCUUGACCAGGUCAAAGUCCAGUUUGCCGACCACCCAGAUGUGUACAAUCGAUUCCUGGACAUCAUGAAAGAUUUCAAGAGCGGCGCCAUCGAUACGCCCGGCGUGAUCGAGCGCGUAUCGACACUGUUCGCGGGCAACCCGAACCUCAUUCAAGGCUUCAACACAUUCCUACCACCGGGCUAUAAGAUCGAGUGCGGCACAAACGGUGAUCCAAAUGCCAUAAGAGUUACGACCCCAAUGGGGACCAUGAUGUCUUCAAUGCCUGCGCCGCGACCGCUUUCCCCACCACGAAGCAGCGCUGUAAAUGGCAAUACUGCGCCUCCGCACGAGGGCACGUACUAUGAGACCCCGCAAGGCCGACCCUGGCCUCAGCAGCCAAGACCGCAAGGUCCUGAAGGACAAGAGAGUAUGUUUACCCCCAACAACCGCAGCCUCGGACAAGCGCUAUAUGGUCCGCAAGGAGGUCCUCCAGGUCCAGCGCCGCUGUCACCAGAGGUCAAUACACGUCCGCAUCCUGACCAAGUAGGUAAUGCUGCCACCAUCGCGCACCAACAAGAGCAACGAGGUGUUUCCCAACUCCAGAAUGCCGUUUCAGCUGCCACGGGACGAUCCAUACUGUCUCCGAGCAUGGAGAAUGCCACUCCUGCCCUUGGCCAGGUGUUGAACGGCGUCGCUCCCGGAGCCCAACUCGGCGGUGUAGGCGCAGAGAAGCGAGGUCCCGUCGAAUUCAAUCAUGCUAUAAGCUACGUGAACAAGAUCAAGAAUCGCUUCGCCUCACAACCCGACAUCUACAAACAGUUCUUGGAGAUACUACAAACGUACCAACGCGAGUCAAAGCCCAUCCAGGACGUUUACGCCCAGGUCACGACGCUGUUUGGCGGGGCGCCAGAUCUUCUCGAGGACUUCAAGCAGUUUCUACCUGAAUCUGCUGCUCAUCACAGGGCCCAGCAGCAACAGGCUGCAAGGCACGCCGAGGACGCAGUCAUGCUAACCAACGUUCGUAAUGAGAACGGUUAUGGCCAGGCACCUAACAAUCAGCAAACUCCGCGCGCCGACACUUCUCGCCUGCCUCCCAUGGGCAACUUUGCGCCCACGCCGACUGCGAACCGCGACAACAAGCGGAAACGUGAGCGUCAGGGACCAGUCGCUGCUCCAAUGCCUGCGCCGAUGCCCCAAGAGGCACCAACAUCAAAUGUGCGUGGCUCUUACGGACAGAGCAGUGUCAACAAGCGAGCAAAGACUGGUCACGCUGCGAAGCAGGCGAUUCCUGAUGGUCCGCCCGUUUCCCCGACUUUGACGCCUGCACUCCCGGAGCCAAUGCCCCCGACAACGACGACCUCUCCGAGCCAAGACGAGCUCGCGUUCUUCGACCGCGUCAAGAAGUUCAUUGGAAACAAGAACACUAUGAACGAGUUCUUAAAGCUUUGCAAUCUAUUUUCGCAAGACUUGAUCGACAAACAACUCUUGAUUUACCGCGCCCAAUCGUUCAUCGGUGGCAACCAGGAACUGUUUGCUUGGUUCAAGAAGUUCAUGGGCGAUGAUGAGGAGCAGCAGAAGUCGCGCCCCAAGACAGUUAACUCCAGGGUCUCGUUAUCGAACUGUCGCAGCCUUGGUCCGAGCUACCGACUACUGCCUAAGCGCGAGCGCGAGCGGCUCUGCAGCGGACGCGACGAACUUUGCAAGUCUGUAUUGAACGACGAGUGGGCUUCGCAUCCCACUUGGGCCUCGGAAGACUCUGGGUUCGUCGCUCAUCGCAAGAACACAUUCGAAGAAGCUCUGCAUCGGAUUGAAGAGGAACGCCACGAUUACGACUUUAACAUUGAGGCCUGCGCAAAGACCAUUCAACAGCUCGAGCCCAUUGCCAGCCAGCUCCUCACUAUGAAGCCUGAGGAUAGGCAGCAUUUCACUCUACCACCUGGUCUUGGUGGUCAAAGCGAGACCAUCUACAAGCGCGUCAUCAUGAAGAUUUACGGCCGCGAGAAGGGCAGAGACGUCAUCAAAGAGAUGUUCAACAUCCCAUGGAACGUGGUACCUGUGCUACUACAUCGCUUGAAGUGCAAACUUGAAGACUGGAAAGCUGCACAGCGUGAGUGGGAAAAGGUCUGGCGGGAUCAGACCCAGAAGAUGUUCUGGAAGUCUCUUGAUCACCAAAGCAUCACUGUCAAGACGACCGACAAGCGCCAAUUCCAGCCGAAGUCCCUCCAAAAUGAGAUCCAGGUCCGCUAUGAGGAGCAGAAGCGUAUGCAAACCAUACAGGAGGUCUCACAACCAGACUAUCAGUUCUUAUUCUCCUUCAAGGAUGAGGAUGUUCUGAUAGACGUGGCUCGUCUGAUGGUCUCCUUUGCGGAUAGCAACACUGGCUCAGACUUUUCGAAGACCAUUCCUUUCGUAAAAGAGUUUGUUCCCCUCUUCUUUGGCAUCGACGUACAGAAGUUCGAGCAGAGAGUGCACAUGUCUGGACAGAAUACGCCCAACGACUCCGGUGACGACACACCUAGUCCUGACGAUGACGCGUCACAACGUGGGAAGAUCAAGAAGGGUGACCUUCGUCGCGACGUACUUGAUCCCCGCAGCAAGUCUCGUAAAGACAAAGAAGAAAGCGUCGCAUCAGCCAGUAGAGACAGCACACCCGAGAUGGCUUCUGGAAUAGAAGACGAAGCGGCCGGCGACAGCUCCAACUCGAACCCUCGUGGUGAGCGGCCAACAAGCAACUGGGUCGAGUACUCAGCUAUGCCAACUGCAUUUGGCGACAAAGAGUUUGAGCAUGAAGAGCCUUACCGCCGUGUUGAGUACAAUAUGUACGCCAACGGAUCCAUUUACUGCUUCUUCAGGAUGUUCGUCUACCUAUACGAGAGGCUAUUGAAACUCAAGGAGAGCGAAGACGAUGUGCGUCGCAUCAUCAACCGCGCGAAAGAACCAAAAGCUGCACAGAAACUGAAGAUGCUUGACAAGCAGCCAGAGGAUUUCUUCAAGGACACUUCUGCGUCCGCCAACUACUACCAGCAGGUGCUUGACAUGUUGCACGAUCAGAUCGUGAACGAGGUAGACAUGAACUUCAUCGAAGAAGUCCUGCGCCGAUACUACCUCCAGGUUGGCUGGCAAUUAUACUCGUUUGACAGGUUGAUCAUCUCUCUUGUGCGCUUUGCUCUUACUGUGGUCAGCCAUGACAGCAAGGACAAGAGCCUGGACAUCUACAACCUGUUUAGGAAGGACCGUGUCAACGAUACCACGACACACAAGAACGAGAUCAGCUACAGAAAAGCUGUCGAGAAGUACGCGAAAGAUGCCGAUACCUACCGCAUCACUUAUGAUCCGGCGAAGGCAGAAGCCACCGUACGUCUGUUCAAGAAGGACGAUCCCACCUUCGAAUUCAGUACGCUUGACCGUAUCAAGCGCUGGCGAGCGUACAUCGCAUCAUUCAUGGCUGUCGAACCAACCGAGGAGGUUGACGGCAGCCGCGUGCGAUACCCUUACCUCAAGAAGCGCCUUGCCAAGACCGAAGAUUUCUCCGAAGACGAUCGUAUCGAUCACGUCAAGCACAGUGACAAGAUUACGAUUUCUAUCAGUCCUGCUGGCUACACCAUGUCCUUCAUCAACAGCGAGCCUUUUGGCACUGGCGGCGUUCAGUACUUCCUCCAGCCUGACAGUGUGCGUGCCGGCCUUACCGCCAGCGUGACCAAGCCCGUCGAGGAGUUCAAGGCCCUUAACGACUCCCGACGCGACCGCGUACAAGAAAAGCUCGUCCGCAACAACUCAUGGAUGAAGGACCUGAGCCGCGAGGACGUCGACGCGAAGAAGGCGGCUUUCAAACAGGAUCUCGAAACCGCCAAGACCCAGGAGGAUGACGACGUUGACAUGGAGGAGGCUUAG
Molecule: messenger RNA, 4650 nt
Organism: Parastagonospora nodorum SN15
Lineage: Eukaryota; Fungi; Ascomycota; Dothideomycetes; Pleosporales; Phaeosphaeriaceae
Exons: 3
Coding region: 1-4650 (1549 amino acids)
Biological process (GO): negative regulation of transcription by RNA polymerase II
Cellular component (GO): chromatin; Sin3-type complex
Molecular function (GO): transcription corepressor activity
Source: RefSeq, a predicted model, not a curated record